Molecule: messenger RNA, 1960 nt
Organism: Labrus bergylta (ballan wrasse)
Lineage: Eukaryota; Metazoa; Chordata; Actinopteri; Labriformes; Labridae
Gene: mmp30
Product: matrix metallopeptidase 30
Biological process (GO): collagen catabolic process; extracellular matrix organization; proteolysis
Cellular component (GO): extracellular matrix
Molecular function (GO): metalloendopeptidase activity; zinc ion binding
Source: RefSeq, a predicted model, not a curated record
ACAGUUUCAGGGAAUAACCGAAUAGUGCGUCAGGACUUUUCAUCCGAGCAGAACCUGAGAGGACGAGUUGCUGGAUUUGAUCUUCUCUGCAGGAGUGAAAAGGAGUCAUCAUGGAGGGUUCACUGCCUCUGAUGAUAGUUGUGAUUGUGGCUCUCUGUGGAGCUGUGCCGCUCCCUACACCCAGCCAAGAAGAGAUCUCUAAAGCGCAGGAGUAUCUGUCUCAGUAUUUCUCAGACGUCGGUGUCAGUGCGCCCAACAGCAUCUGGCGCAGCUCUCUGGACUCUUUUGAUGACACUCUGAGAAAAAUGCAGGAGUUCUUUGGGCUGGAGGUGACGGGUCAGCUGGACUCAAAUACCAUAGAAGUGAUGGCUCAACCGCGCUGUGGUUACACGGAUGUGACCAGAUACAGCCAUUUUGCGGGUAAUCCCAAGUGGCGCAAGCCUUUGAUAACUUACAGGAUAACUCAAUACACUCCAGACCUGAAUCAACGUGAUGUGGACGCCGCCAUAGCCAAGGCUCUGAAAGUCUACAGCGACGUCAUUCCUCUGGAUUUUAAACAGGUCUACAGUGGAACGGCUGACAUGAUGAUGAAAUUCAAGGGUCGAGACCACGAGGACUUUGCUCCUUUCGAUGGACAGGGUGGGGUCUUAGCUCACGCUUUCUCUCCCGGUGAGGGCCUUGGAGGGGACGCCCAUUUUGAUGAAGAUGAAACCUGGACUCUAACCUCAUCAGGAACAAAUCUCUUCUUGGUGGCAGCACAUGAGUUAGGACAUGCACUGGGAUUAGGCCACUCUAAGGUCAAGACCGCCCUGAUGUUUCCCACCUACCAGUAUGUGACCACUGAGGACUACGAGCUGUCUGAGGAUGACAGACAGGGAGUCCAGGCUCUCUAUGGAGCCAGGGAAACAUCUGCUCAACCGACAACUAAACCUGACCCAAACCCAAAGCCCACCAAAAUGCCAUCACCAAAAAGACAACCCAACCCUGAACCAGAUCCUGAACCCACAUCAGAGCCUCCUCCAGACCGGUGCAGCAGGUACCUGAUCUUUGACGCUGCAACCUCCAUCAACGGAAGCCUUCACUUCUUCAAAGACGGACAUUUCUGGAAGAGAGGCAGCUCCUGGGACGGCAUCAGUGUGGAGAAAAUCGAGUCUGUGUGGCCUGGAAUCAAAAAAGUGGAUGCCGCUUAUGAGUACAAGAAAACAAACACAGUCAUUUUCUUUGAAGGGGAUCACUACUGGGGGAUCAAUGGGAACACUGUCCUUCCUGGUUAUCCCAAACCUAUCAGCGACUUUGACCUCCCCUCAUCCGUCACCAAGGUGGAUGCUGCUGUCUAUGUGCCGUUCACAAGUAGAACCCUGAUCUUUGUGAGGGGAAAAUACUGGAGCUACAAUGAAAUGCUAGGCAGAAUGGACAGCGGUUAUCCAAAAACCAUCAGCAUUGAGCUGAGUGGAAUCGGCUACAAUGUGGAUUCUGCUUUUCAGAACAGAGGUUACCUGUACUUUUCAUCUGGAUUCAGACAGACCGAGUACCACUACGAGCGCAAACGAGUGAUUCGCACUAUGUUAAACAAUGGGUGGAUGGAUUGCAAUUAAAGAAACAAAGACCAGAGACACAGAAAAAGACACACACGCAUACACACACAUACAGACACAUGCACACACUCGCAAAAACAUGUUACCACACAAUAACAGAUGACAGUUCAUGUCUUCUUCAAUUACUCCUGAGUAGCUUUUCAUGUUUUUUUCCCUGUAGAGUUUAGUACAUAAUAAAUAAAAGCAUUCUGUAAUAAGACAUCUACUUGCUAUCUCUUUUUAUGCAUCAAUGAACCAGAUUUUAAAGUGCAAAACAUCAAGAGUAGAUGAACUGCUUCUUUAUAAUGCCUGCAUGUUGUGUUAGUUUUUAUGUGAGGUGAUAGACAGUAAAUAAAAGGUGGACGUGGUCAUCGUAGUAUCACUCU